UAUAAAACUGAAGCAUAAGGAGAAUAGAAGUUUGAUCUUGCUCUGAUGUCCAUCCUUGAGAAAAUGUCAACAGCAGAUCUGAUGGAGAAUCUGAGGGAAGAACUCACUUGCUUCAUCUGCUUGGACUAUUUCAAAAGCCCUGUGACCACUGAGUGUGGGCACAGCUUUUGUCUGAUGUGCCUCCUCAAGAACUGGGAGGAGCAUAAAACACCGUUGUCUUGUCCUGAGUGCUGGAGGACUUUGGGGGGCCCUCAUUUCCAGCCCAAUGAGCGACUGGGGAGGCUGGCUAGCAUUGGCAGGCUUCUCAGAUCUCAGGUCCUGCAAUGUGAGGACGAUUUAAGCAACUGUGGGAGGAUGGUGGCAGCCACUCGAAUAUUGAGUGAUGACGAGCAGAGUAUCACAACUUUGUCAACUCAAAGUCAUGGAAUAAACAGAGUACAUCUUUCAAGUGAGGCUGAGGAUCAGCACAAAGAAAAGCUCCAAGAAAUCCUAAAUCUUUUGCAUAAAAAGAAAAAGGAAGCUCAAGCUGUACUGACCCAUGAGAAGGAGAGAAUGAUAUUGUGUAAGGAAGAGACAAAGACUUUUAAACAGGUGGUCGUGUCUGAAUAUAUGAAAAUGCACCAGUUCCUGAAGGAAGAGGAGCAGCUCCAACUGCAACUUCUAGACAAGGAGGAAAGAGAGAACUUGGUGAAACUGCGGGAUAAUGAAAUCAAGCUGACCCAGCAAGUCAGACACCUCAGCAAAAUGAUUGGGCAGAUUGAGUCUACGUAUGAGAACUCAGAUUUAGAUUCUUUUGAGGAAGUAAGAGGAGCCCUGGAAAGGAGCGAGUCACGGCUGCUUCAGUGUCCAGAAGCCACCACCACACAACUGAGUCAGUGCCGCGUCACUGGAAUGAGGGAGAUGCUAAGAAAAUUCAACACAGAGAUCACUCUGGAUCCAGCCACAGCUAAUGCCUACCUCGUCUUGUCUCAGGAUUUGAAAAGUGUGAGAUAUGGAGGAAGCAGACAGCAGUUACCUGACAACCCAGAACGAUUUGACCAGUCUGCAACUGUGCUGGGAACUCAGAUCUUCACCAGUGGGAGACACUACUGGGAGGUGGAAGUGGGAAAUAAGACAGAGUGGGAAGUAGGCAUCUGCAAGGACUCAGUGAGCAGAAAGGGGAACCUCCCAAAGCCCCCCGGAGACCUCUUCUCACUUAUAGGUUUAAAAAUUGGAGAGGAUUAUAGUCUGUGGGUCUCCUCACCUCUGAAAGGGCAACAUGUCCGGGAGCCCGUGCAUAAGGUUGGUGUUUUCUUAGACUACGAAUGUGGACAUAUAGCAUUCUACAAUGUGACAGAUAAAUCUCUCAUCUAUAGUUUUCCUCCAGCCCCUUUCCAAGAUGCACUCAGGCCUAUCUUUUCCCCUUGUCUCCCAAAUGAAGGGACAAACACAAACCCUCUUACCAUCUGCUCACUGAAUAGCUGCAACUGAGAGUCAUGUCCCCAAGCCUCCGCCAGGGAGGAGGUCCAGGACCACCAGAUGACUAUUCAUAAAAAUGAUGAAUGCAUUGCAGAUCCUCAUAUCAGGUUAUCUGAAAGAGACUUUCCUCUUAAGACUUUCUGUGAAUCCAAGCUCACAAUGAAAAGUCAAUUAGAAAAUCAAAUUUAACAUCAAUCAAAGAAAGCUGAUCAUAUCCAGCAUCUUUAACUAAACUCUCUAGACUGCCCCAUGUAUUUGCUGAUCACUCCAAAUAUAGACCUGGAAAUAGGCUUAUGAUUCUGAAUCCUAUUCUCAGAGGCCAGUUUUAUAAGUAUAUGUCAUUUUUUAAAGUACAUUUUUUUUCACUCACAACUGUGCAGUUUGAAUGUGUGUUUGUCCUAUAUGCAAAGAUCUGUAUGUGGGAGCAAUUUUUAA
Molecule: messenger RNA, 1893 nt
Organism: Cavia porcellus (domestic guinea pig)
Lineage: Eukaryota; Metazoa; Chordata; Mammalia; Rodentia; Caviidae
Gene: Triml1
Product: tripartite motif family like 1
Exons: 6
Coding region: 46-1470 (474 amino acids)
Biological process (GO): protein ubiquitination; innate immune response; regulation of gene expression
Cellular component (GO): cytoplasm
Molecular function (GO): protein binding; ubiquitin protein ligase activity
Source: RefSeq, a predicted model, not a curated record